UAACUCAGUUUCCGUAAUUAUCUUGUGUUGAUAUAUUUUUGUUCCUGAACAAACUUUAUAGAGAAACAUUCAAGCAGAUUUCAAAAUGAAACUUGUAUUUUGGAUUACAUUCUUCUUUCUACAAGUCGCCUCUUGUGGUAAUGUGCAGAUGUUGGUAACACGGCACCCAAUGACAUGGCGUAUAGCAGAUACGAUUUGUACUAAGGAGUUUAUGGGUACUGGCUACAGACAUCUGGCAGGUGAUAUACCAGACACAGUCGUGCACUAUAAUCUAUUGUCCGUAAAGGACCAUGAGAGUCUCUGGUUGGACGGCCUGAUCUAUGACCUUGGAUGUCGAGGUGAUAUUUGUCCUCUUGUGAUAGAAAGACACAGAGAGUACAACAGCCAUCGUCACCUCCUCAGUCUGUGUCAGGAGGCAAAUGGCGUGACAGUAAAACCCCGGCAUUUCUGUAAUAGCAUCUCCAACAUAACUUCAACAUACAUGAUCUCGAAAUUACGACGUGAAUUCCAAGAAUUUGCGAAAGGAAGAGAAUUCAUUAUCAGCAAAAUUGCACUUGAAGGAUCUACAGAAACCAAAUGCCAAAUGGUGCGAAAAGCUGGAAACAGAUUUCAGAAAAUGCAAACAAGAUGCAACGAGUUUCAUAAGGCCCUAUGCGAGCAUAAUACAGAUGAUUCAGACAUGGUGACGACCAUACAAUAUGGAGAGGAAAAGAAGGCGUCCAGAACCAUCUUUAUACCACAUCCAAUUGACUCCGAAAGCGAACCUAUGAAGGACGAAAAAGAAGAUUCAGGUGGAUCACAGGAAAUAGUUUGGACAAUUGUGUCGGUAACGGUCGCCUUGCUGUCAUUGUCUCUGUGUAUAGGUGGACUCAUUUACUGCAGGAGAAAUAAGAUUAAGAUGAGCAGUGUUUAUGACACCGUCUUCAGACGUCCACGGGGUGGAAAUAAUUACACUCUCCGUGUACCAAACGAUCCAACCUCGCCUAUAUCUGAGCCAACCAAUCAUCCGCUUCCACCAGCUGCUCCACCAAUGAGAAACCCCACAGCAGCUGCACCCAUUAUCAGAAACCCUACAGCUCCUCCAAGAGUCGACAGUGUACAAACACUGGUGUCAUCUACUGCAUCAUCAGCAGAUACAACGUCGUAUGUCGACGAUGUUCGUUAUUACAGGAAUUUUUCAUAUGAGACUCAACCAAGUGUAGCCCCAUCACAGGCCCCUAGGAUUGAAAUUCAACCAAGUACGCCAACUGCUUCUACAUCUGGUUCAACACCUGGACGACUUUACUGUUCAUCUUGCAGACGACACAAAAGAAGGCGGGAUUUUCUACGAACGUCUUCAAACUGCACAAGUUGUUCCUCAAUGCACUCUGCAUAUACACAACCUUCAAGGUUAGCGGAAAGAAAUAUAUCACUUGAUACAAAUGAUACGGCUUCCGUAAGAUCACAACGAUCAUCAAGGGACACAAAUGAUACAAACUCUAUGAGGUCGAAUCGAUCACAUCGCUUUCGAAAAAUCAGUCAUCGUGGGGUGUCAAAGAAAUCUAGUAAUAAGUCGGGCGAAGCUGAUUUACAUGUUGGUCCGACAGAAUCUCCAGAUAUAUCUACUCAAUGUCAAAUGGAGAUCAGAGGAUCCAACCCAGUCCUAAGAAAACAUAAACUAGUGGAUCGUAUACAAUCGUCAAGCGGCUUCCAAAUGGUUAAAAGGAUGUUUUCCAUUGAUCUGAAGUAAAAACAGUUGAGAAGAUACUGUUGCUUGUACUUUAUAGAAGAGUAAUUUAACUAAACA
This is a messenger RNA of Saccostrea echinata, 1786 nucleotides long. RefSeq lists its product as uncharacterized. The transcript has 9 exons. NCBI's taxonomy places the organism in Eukaryota, Metazoa, Mollusca, Bivalvia, Ostreida, Ostreidae. The coding region runs from base 86 to 1729 and encodes 547 amino acids. The record is from RefSeq and is a predicted model, not a curated record.